Molecule: messenger RNA, 1743 nt
Organism: Erigeron canadensis
Lineage: Eukaryota; Viridiplantae; Streptophyta; Magnoliopsida; Asterales; Asteraceae
Exons: 4
Coding region: 1-1743 (580 amino acids)
Source: RefSeq, a predicted model, not a curated record
AUGUUGACCUCUCAAAAUGCUUAUUCUGCUGUAUCUGGAUCUAUGACUUUGAAGAAUUUAAUUGGCAAGUCUUCAAAGAAUAAUAGGAAUACUGGAAAAGCUGUUGAUUCUGCAGGAUAUAACCCACUUGGCCCGAUGCCUGAGCAACCAGAACCAUAUAAUGAUCCAUUUGCAGGAUCACAGAUAAUCAUGGACAAUGUGGCGAAUGCGUAUUUAGCGAGGGAGUUGCAGAAAAUCAAGGAACUAAUCUCAACAGUUCCGGGAUACCAUCAGCCAAUUCCAAAAGCCGAUCCACAGAUGUACAGGGUUUCCAAAUUUAUACCGGCUAUUGCUGAUGUGGAAAUUCCAAAGAAAUUCUCAGCACCUCAUAUAAAAACAUAUGAUGGGACCACAGACCCAGAAGAACAUGUAGCGCAAUAUUUGGAAAGAAUGGAGACGGUUCCAAUUCCGAUAGAUUUGACAGAAGCAUGUUUGUGCAAAGGUUUUGGGGCCACAUUAUCAGGAGCAGCCCUAAAGUGGUUAUUAAACCUACCAACUGGAUCUAUUACUUCUUUUGUGCAUUUAGUUAAUCAGUUUAAUUUGCAAUUUUCUUGUAGUAGACUUUUUGAAAAGAUAACUAGUGACCUAUAUCAAGUAACUCAAAGAAAUAACGAAUCUUUAAAAGAAUUUCUUAACAGGUUUACAAAAGAAUCUCUGCAUAUCCCAAAAUUAGACAUGAAUACCGUGGUUCAAGCCUUAAAGAUGGGGUUAAGCAAGGAUUAUUUGUAUUAUCAGGAUCUUGUUAUGACACCUUGCAAGUCGCUAGACGAAGCAAGAAAUCGUGCCUUGAGAUUCAUUAGGUUGGAAGAAGACGAAUUGCUGAGAAAGAGGAUGAAAACACCAUCAACAUACGAUCAUCCUAAUAGAAGAACAGAAACUCCUGUGUUCCGACCAAGCAAGAACAAGCCCUACACAAGAGCUGUGCAACAAAGGACGGUCGAAAAACCUCAAAAUUCUCAAUAUCCUGAAUUAUAUGAAUUUUGUUUACCUGUUAAUGUUGCAGGGAUCGUAGCAGCCAUGAAGAAUCUUGGGGACAAAGCUGUCAGAUGGCCUCCUAAGAAUCCUAAGAGUAAUGCAAAUAAAGACAAAUCAAGAUGGUGUGCUUAUCAUGAAGAUUUUGGGCAUACCACUGAAGAGUGUUUUGCUUUCAGAAGAGAAAUUGGAAUCCUUUUGUCCAAAGGAUACCUUACAGAAUUAUUUGGCAAAAAGAAGGCUCGGGAUGUUGAAAUGAAGGAUUUGGGUGGAUCUGAAGUAUGUGGUACAUCCUAUUCAGCAGCUAAAAGUAACGCAAAAGAAGCUAAGUCAAAGAAAGGAGAUAAGCCGCUACCAAAAUCCAAUGUGCUACGAAUGGAUAAAGUGACUUUUGAAGAAGAUGAUAUGGAUAACAUCCAGGAUCCUCAUCAUGAUGGUUUAGUAAUAACUUUAUAUGUAGCUAACCAUUUUGUACGUAGGAUCUUAAUCGAUAAUGGCAGUUCAGUUAAUAUAAUAAGAUUGGAACCCUCAAAAGAAUGGGGAUCUCUAAAGAAGAAAUCGGCGGAAAGUAGGCCAUGGAUACAUGAGAUGAGAGCCGUUCCUUCAACUUAUCAUCAAUGUGUGAAGAUCCCGACUCCUUGGGAAGUAGUGAAGAUAAAAGGAGACCAGAAGGAUGCUAAAGAAUGUUAUAUGGCAUCCAUGAAAUCUACCAGCAAAUCCACUGAAGCAUAG